AUGAGGAAUCAUAUGGCAGCCGGGUGGUUCUACUCCCCUAGUCAGAUAGUUCGGCACUUUUCCACACGCUUGUCAAGCCUGAGUCCGCCCAAGAACAUGUUGAGGAACCCCGUUGCCAUUCUACAAGAAUUGACAUCCCACCAAUGGCUCAUGUUCGCCGCGGGCUUCUUGGGAUGGACAUGGGAUUCCUUUGACUUUUUCACGGUGUCGAUGACAAUCAUCGAGAUCUCAGAGGCCUUUGACGUGUCGUACUCAGAUGUCUCUUGGGUAUGA
This is a messenger RNA of Penicillium cinerascens, 273 nucleotides long. RefSeq lists its product as uncharacterized. Bases 1 to 273 code for a protein of 90 amino acids. Gene Ontology annotation, molecular function: secondary active monocarboxylate transmembrane transporter activity. Gene Ontology annotation, biological process: plasma membrane lactate transport. Gene Ontology annotation, cellular component: plasma membrane. Lineage: Eukaryota; Fungi; Ascomycota; Eurotiomycetes; Eurotiales; Aspergillaceae. The record is from RefSeq and is a predicted model, not a curated record. The transcript is spliced from 2 exons.